Messenger RNA from Talaromyces amestolkiae, 2274 nucleotides. RefSeq lists its product as uncharacterized. Gene Ontology annotation, biological process: glucan catabolic process. The transcript is spliced from 10 exons. Bases 1 to 2274 code for a protein of 757 amino acids. Lineage: Eukaryota; Fungi; Ascomycota; Eurotiomycetes; Eurotiales; Trichocomaceae. The record is from RefSeq and is a predicted model, not a curated record. Gene Ontology annotation, molecular function: beta-glucosidase activity.
AUGGUCAAAUUCACGUCUCUCGUGGCAAUCGGCCUGGCCUUUGCCACGGCAGCGACAGCGGACAAUAAUUCCAGCAAGCCAAAAUACAAGGACCCGCAUGUAUCUGUGGACGAGAGGGUUAAAGAUCUCGUGUCCCGAAUGACGAUCGAGGAAAAGGCAGCUCAAUUAUUGCAAGGUGAUAUUGGCAAUUGGAUGGAUACUACCACUGGAGCCUUCAACCAGUCGGGCCUUGCCGAUAACAUGAAGACUAAAGCAGGUAGCUUUUAUGUGGGAUAUCCUGUUCCGGCAUCGUGGCUUGCCGAGAAUAUUAAAAAGGCUCAAGAUUAUCUCGUCAAUGAAACGAGACUGGGAAUCCCCGCUCUCGUUCAAUCAGAGGGAAUCCACGGGUUUCUGUUGAUAAAUGCAACCAUCUUUAAUUCUCCAAUUGCUUUCGCAUCUUCCUGGAAUCCAACGCUGGUGCAAGAUAUGGCCAAAGCUAUCGCUCGCGAAGCUGCUGCUAUCGGUGUGAACCAACUCUUCGCGCCACUCGGUGAUCUAGCCAGGGAGCUGCGUUAUGGAAGGGUAGAGGAAUGCUUUUCUGAAGACCCUUAUCUAGCUGGCGAAACUGCCUACUCGGUUGUCACAGGCUUGCAGAGUGAGAAUGUGUCUGCGACUGUGAAGCAUUUCCUCGGUUUUUCAGCGCCGGAGCAAGGACUGAACACAGGCCCUGUCCAUGGCGGCGAGAGGGAGCUUCGUACUACAUACGACGGUGUCCCGGCUGUCGCAAAUAGCCAUAUGCUUAAUGACAUCCUCCGAGGAGAAUGGGACUAUCAGUAUUAUGUAAUCAGCGAUGCUGGAGCGACAGACCGAUUAUGCAAUACCUUCAAAAUGUGCGAAGCAAGCCCUAUUGAUUCCGAUGCAGUUACUCUGGCUGCUCUUCCUGCCGGUACCGAUGUCGAGAUGGGCGGUGGUUCCUACAACUACAAACAAAUCCCACAGCUGGUCAAGGAAGGUCGCCUUGAUAUAGAAACGGUUGAUACAGCGGUGUCUCGGUUCCUGAGGGCUAAGUUUGAGAUGGGCCUCUUUGAAAAUCCCUAUCCUGCUUCCGUCGCAGACCAAACGUGGUCAGCUUUAAUUCACACCUCUGACGCGGUUCAGCUAGCAUACAGUCUUGAUCGAGAAUCAAUCAUUCUCUUGGAGAACAAUAACAACACCUUGCCUCUAAAGAAAAGUGGAAGUAUUGCAGUGAUUGGGCCAAUGGCUCAUGGAUUCGUGAAUUACGGCGACUACGUCGUUAAAGGGAGUAUGGCCCGCGGCGUUACCCCUUUGGACGGAAUUAAAGCUGCUGUUGGCAAUUCAGCGACCAUUAAUUACGCAAUGGGAUGCGAGCGCUGGAGCAAUGAUCAGUCCGGUUUUCCAGAAGCCAUCGACGCAGCUAAGAAAUCGGACGUUGCAGUCGUCGUUGUUGGUACAUGGUCCAGGGAUCAAAAUGAACUCUGGCAGGGACUCAAUGCGACAACAGGUGAACACGUGGACGUUAACAGCUUAAACCUCGUUGGGGCGCAGGCUGACCUCGUACGCGCUAUUACUGGAACGGGUGUUCCUACCAUCGUGGUUUUCUCCUCGGGCAAGCCGGUCUCCGAGUCUUGGAUUGCCGAUAGCGCUGCUGCUCUUAUUCAACAAUUCUACCAAUCUGAACAAGGAGGAAAUGCACUUGCAGACAUCCUUUUCGGUGAUUAUAAUCCGUCUGGACGACUCCCGGUCAGCUUUCCACAUGAUGUUGGCUCCCUUCCCAUAUACUAUGAUUAUCUCAAUUCUGGUCGAACUUCUUCACCGGAUGCGGGAUAUGUCAAUCCCGACGGAUCUAUACAUUUUGGCCACCAGUAUGUGAUUGGGACACCGUUACCUUGGUAUCCUUUCGGCUAUGGAAAGUCGUACUCAACAUUUUCAUACUCGGCCGUGUCCUUGGACAAGGCAAAUGCCACUGUAUCUGAUACCGUGACGGUAGAGGUGCAGGUCACCAAUACAAGCCCAGUGGAUGGUACAGAAGUGGUCCAGCUCUAUGUUAUUGAUAACAUUGCCAGCGUCGAUAUUCCGAAUCGGAAACUGAAAGGGUUCAAGAAGGUGUUUAUCAAGUCUGGGGCAACAGUGCGCGUUCAGAUUCAGCUGCCAGUCCAAGAUUUGGGUUUGUGGAAUGAAAAGAUGCAAUACACUGUUGAGCCAGGUGCAUUUACUAUUCAAAUUGCUAGGAGUGCUACAGAUAUCGCAGGGAGUGCGACAUUGUAUGUCUCUUAG